AGAAAACUUAGAUAGUGAGAGAGAAGCAGGGACCAGAGAGGAAGUGCCAGCAUGGCUUCUGCUUUCAGACUUCAGUGCCACUGCAUCCUGAUCUUCUUGGCUGCCCUCAAGGGGGAAACCAGAUACCUAGAGGCGAGGGGUGCUGGUGAGGACGAGCCCUUUCUGCUCCUCAGCGCAGACCUGAAGCGGGAAUUGGCAGGCCGGCAGCUCUACCAUCGGGCGCUCAGGUGCAUCGACAUGCUGAGCGUGGAGGGGCAGUUCACCUUCACCGCCGCGCAGCCCCAGCUGCACUGUGCCGCUUUCUUCAUAGGAGACCCCGAGGAGCUCAUCACACUAGACUACGACUUCGUCAAUAUUGACUGCCAAGGGGGAGAUUUCCUGAAGGUAUUUGAUGGCUGGAUACUCAAAGGUGAGAAGUUUCCUAGUUCUUUGGACCAUCCUCUCCCUACUUCAGAAAGAUACAUAGAUUUUUGUGAAAGCGGCAACAUCCGAAGGAGCUUCAGGUCAUCCCAGAAUGUGGCGAUGAUCUUCUUCAGGGUUCAUGAACCUGGGAAUGGAUUUACGUUUACAAUAAAGAAAAAUGCCAACCUCUUCCCUUGCAAUGUCAUCUCUCAGACCCCUACUGGAAGGUUUACCAUGGUAAUUCCUCAUCAGCACAGAAACUGCAGUUUUUCCAUAAUCUAUCCAGUGGUGAUAAAAAUAUCUGACCUUAUACUGGGACAUUUAAAUAGCCUCCAUUUAAAGAAACCAUCAACAGGCUGUGCAGGAGUGGGAGAUUUUGUGGAGCUGUUGGGUGGAACUGGAUUAGACCCCUCCAAGAUGUUCCCUCUAGCUGAUCUGUGCCAAUCCUUUCAUGGUUCUGCUCAAAUGAAGAUUGGCUGUGACAAUACUGUACUACGAAUGGUAUCCAGUGGCAAGCAUAUUAAUCGUGUGUCAUUUGAGUAUCACCAGCUUGACCAAUAUGAAUUGGAAAACAGAAAGGAGAAUAGCAUUGAGGAGUUCUGCUUCCCUGGUAUUUGAGAAACCAUUCAAAGCAUUUUCACGCUGCUAGCAAAAAUAUGGUCUUGGUUGAUAAAAAAAUGUACUUUUAAUUUUAACUAACUAGUAUUAUCAAACUUUCUAUGGCAUAAGCAUCCUUAUCUUUUUCAUAUUAAACAGCUGUUCCCAUGGACCAAUCAGGAAAAAUUACCUAAUGUGUUAAUCUUUCUAUUUAUCAUAAUACUUUUUUUGUGUGCAAUAUUUGGGUUCCUUUAUUGUAUCCAAAAUUAAU
Molecule: messenger RNA, 1270 nt
Organism: Mauremys mutica (yellowpond turtle)
Lineage: Eukaryota; Metazoa; Chordata; Testudines; Geoemydidae
Gene: CRHBP
Product: corticotropin releasing hormone binding protein
Exons: 7
Coding region: 52-1020 (322 amino acids)
Biological process (GO): negative regulation of corticotropin secretion; negative regulation of corticotropin-releasing hormone receptor activity; hormone-mediated signaling pathway
Molecular function (GO): corticotropin-releasing hormone binding
Source: RefSeq, a predicted model, not a curated record